Rangifer tarandus platyrhynchus (Svalbard reindeer) is the source of this 1530-nucleotide messenger RNA. The record is from the annotation of a GenBank genome assembly. NCBI's taxonomy places the organism in Eukaryota, Metazoa, Chordata, Mammalia, Artiodactyla, Cervidae.
AUGCAGAGUUGGAGUCGUGUGUACUGUUCCUUGGUCAAGAAAGGCCAUUUCAAUCGAAUAUCUCAUGGUCUGCAAGGAGUUUCUGUAGUGCCUCUAAGAACUUAUGCAGAUCAACCAAUCGAUGCCGAUGUGACAGUAAUUGGCUCUGGUCCUGGAGGGUAUGUUGCUGCUAUUAAAGCUGCCCAGUUAGGCUUCAAGACAGUCUGUGUUGAGAAAAAUGAAACACUCGGUGGAACAUGCUUGAAUGUUGGUUGUAUCCCUUCUAAGGCUUUAUUGAAUAACUCUCACUUUUACCAUUUGGCCCAUGGAAAAGAUUUUGCAUCUAGGGGAAUUGAAAUGUCUGAAGUUCGUUUGAAUUUAGAGAAGAUGAUGGAGCAGAAGAGUAAUGCAGUAAAAGCUUUAACGGGUGGAAUUGCCCACUUAUUCAAACAGAAUAAGGUUGUUCAUGUAAAUGGAUAUGGAAAGAUAACUGGGAAAAAUCAGGUCACCGCCACGAAAGCCGAUGGCAGCACUCAAGUUAUCGAUACAAAGAACAUUCUUAUAGCCACAGGUUCAGAAGUCACUCCUUUUCCUGGAAUUACGAUUGACGAAGAUACAGUAGUGUCAUCUACAGGUGCUUUGUCUUUAAAAAAAGUUCCAGAAAAAUUGGUUGUCAUUGGUGCAGGAGUAAUAGGUGUAGAAUUGGGCUCAGUUUGGCAAAGGCUUGGUGCAGACGUGACAGCAGUUGAGUUUUUGGGUCAUGUUGGUGGUGUUGGAAUUGAUAUGGAAAUAUCUAAAAACUUUCAACGUAUACUUCAAAAACAAGGAUUUAAAUUUAAAUUAAACACAAAAGUUACUGGUGCUACUAAGAAAUCAGAUGGAAAAAUUGAUGUUUCUAUUGAGGCUGCUUCUGGUGGUAAAGCUGAAGUUAUCACUUGUGAUGUACUGCUGGUUUGCAUCGGCCGACGACCCUUUACUCAGAAUUUGGGACUAGAAGAGCUUGGAAUUGAGCUGGAUCCUAGAGGUAGAAUUCCAGUGAAUAGCAGAUUCCAAACUAAAAUUCCAAACAUCUAUGCGAUCGGUGAUGUCGUUGCUGGUCCCAUGCUGGCUCACAAAGCAGAGGACGAAGGCAUCAUCUGUGUUGAAGGGAUGGCUGGCGGCGCUGUGCACAUUGACUACAACUGUGUGCCGUCGGUGAUUUACACACACCCUGAAGUUGCUUGGGUUGGCAAAUCAGAAGAGCAGUUGAAAGAAGAGGGUAUUGAAUACAAAGUUGGGAAAUUCCCCUUUGCUGCUAACAGCAGAGCUAAGACAAACGCUGACACAGAUGGCAUGGUGAAGAUUCUCGGGCAGAAAUCGACAGACAGAGUACUGGGGGCACAUAUUCUAGGACCCGGUGCUGGUGAAAUGAUAAAUGAAGCUGCACUUGCACUGGAAUAUGGAGCAUCCUGUGAAGAUAUAGCUAGAGUCUGUCAUGCACAUCCGACCUUAUCAGAAGCUUUUAGAGAAGCAAACUUGGCUGCAUCAUUUGGCAAGUCAAUCAACUUUUAA